Durio zibethinus is the source of this 669-nucleotide messenger RNA. RefSeq lists its product as uncharacterized. Lineage: Eukaryota; Viridiplantae; Streptophyta; Magnoliopsida; Malvales; Malvaceae. Gene Ontology annotation, molecular function: DNA binding; DNA-binding transcription factor activity. The record is from RefSeq and is a predicted model, not a curated record. Gene Ontology annotation, biological process: regulation of DNA-templated transcription.
AUGGACAGCACGGAUAGCUCAAGAAACAUGCAGUCUCAAUCUGCCCAAAGCCCUUGCAAAAACCAUAACUCCAUACCAUUACCACUUGAAACAGAAAACUUUGACGGAGAUGGUGAGAAAAGAAGCAAGAAGCUCACAAAUGGAGGAAACAACAAUGGAAGAAGAUUCCUUGGGGUCAGACAAAGACCAUCGGGUAGAUGGGCAGCUGAGAUCAAGGACUCUUCCCAGAAGCUGAGGCUAUGGCUAGGGACUUUUGAUGGAGCAGAAGAGGCUGCCUUGGCUUAUGAUAGAGCAGCAAGGCUUUUGCGAGGAAGGAAUGCAAAGACCAACUUUCAGUAUCAUGGGGUAACGAAUACCUAUGAAGAAAACUGCAAUCUACUAGGAAAGAAUCCAAGGCUUUAUCAACUUCUUCAGCUAUCAAUCAUGAAGAACCAUGCAAGAUCAACAUCUCUCAAAUCCAUUAAUGGAGUUCCUUGGAUAAAUCAAAAUACAGGAAACAAAGUCGACCCCGUCGAUUUUGAUUCGCUCGUUGAAGAAACUAUAUUUUGUUCUUCAACUUCAGUUCAUGAUGAGCGUAGCAAUAACAAGCUUUGCCAGCACUCAUUUGGCAGUUCUAGGGUUUAUUCUUCUGUUGUUGUAGCUCCUUCCUUUUGUACUUCUUUAGACUAA